Molecule: messenger RNA, 444 nt
Organism: Arvicola amphibius (Eurasian water vole)
Lineage: Eukaryota; Metazoa; Chordata; Mammalia; Rodentia; Cricetidae
Gene: Sprn
Product: shadow of prion protein
Exons: 1
Coding region: 1-444 (147 amino acids)
Biological process (GO): protein import into nucleus
Cellular component (GO): membrane; nucleus
Molecular function (GO): nucleic acid binding
Source: RefSeq, a predicted model, not a curated record
AUGAACUGGACUGCUGCCACGUGCUGGGCUCUGCUGCUGGCCGCCGCCUUCCUCUGUGACAGCUGUUCGGCCAAAGGCGGCCGCGGAGGAGCUCGAGGCAGCGCCCGCGGGGUACGCGGAGGCGCGCGUGGGGCAUCGAGAGUGCGCAUACGGCCGGCACCCCGCUACGGCUCCUCUCUGCGUGUGGCGGCUGCAGGGGCAGCUGCAGGGGCUGCAGCAGGUGUGGCUGCGGGCCUUGCCACCGGCUCUGGCUGGAGGAGGACCUCGGGACCUGGAGAGUUAGGCCUGGAGGACGAUGAGAACGGGGCAACUGGAGGCAACGGAACUGAUCGAGGAGUCUACAGCUACUGGGCCUGGACUUCGGGCUCUGGGUCCACUCCCAGCCCACGUAUCUGCCUGCUUUUAGGUGGCACCCUUGGUGCCUUAGAAUUGCUUUGGCCCUAG